Bombina bombina (fire-bellied toad) is the source of this 4303-nucleotide messenger RNA. It is a transcript of the gene NPC1L1, whose product is annotated as NPC1 like intracellular cholesterol transporter 1. The record is from RefSeq and is a predicted model, not a curated record. The transcript is spliced from 20 exons. Gene Ontology annotation, cellular component: membrane. Bases 1 to 3930 code for a protein of 1309 amino acids. Gene Ontology annotation, molecular function: lipid carrier activity. Lineage: Eukaryota; Metazoa; Chordata; Amphibia; Anura; Bombinatoridae.
AUGCUGCCCUUCACUCUAGCCACUUUGGUAUUGUUGGCAUCAAUCCCUGCACAGGUUUCUGCAGUUACCACCAUCCACCAAAAGGGGUUCUGUUCCUUCUAUGAUGAAUGUGGGCGGAAUCCUGAAGUGUCUAGCAGUUUGCUUCCACCAAUCACUGCAUGUGAGUACAACGGACCAGCUAAGAAGCUAAGUGGAACCCAUCUGGCACUCCUCAAGAAUAUUUGUCCCAUGCUGUAUAAGGGGGAUAACGAUACUCAUGCAUGCUGUUCCAUCAAACAGCUACAGAGCAUUGAAAAGAGCUUCACUUUAUCCAAAGCUAUCUUAAACCGUUGCCCAUCCUGUGCAGCUAACUUUGCCAAUAUUCAUUGUCAGAACACUUGCAGCCCAGACCAGAGUACAUUUAUCAAUGUCACCCGUACAUUUCCUACCAACGAAACAGGUACAUCUGAGAUGGGCUUGUUGGAGUAUCAGUGCUACUAUCGCAGUCACUUUGCAGAGAGGUCAUUUGAGUCAUGCCAAAAUGUAAGACUGCCUGCUACAGGGGGAUUUGCUAUUGCUACGAUGUGUGGUAGAUAUGGAGCAGAGCUGUGCACCGCACAGCGUUGGUUGGGUUUCCAAGGGGACAUCAGCAAUGGGUUGGCUCCUUUAACCAUUGAUUUUAAAUUGCUGCCCAAUGACACAGAAGUUGGAAGUGGCAUUGUUCCACAUAGCAGCAAGGUGUGGAGUUGUAGUGAAGGUCCUGGAGGGGACCCUGAGAAUGCCUGCACCUGCCAGGACUGUACGGAGUCAUGUCCCCAAAUCCCGCCUCUGGCUCCUCUUCCUGAGCCAUUCAAAAUUGGGCCACUGGAUGGAUAUUUGGUGGUGAGCAUCGCUAUUUGUGCUGCACUAGUGCUAUUCUUUCUGAUAUUUACUGUUAUUCAUUGCUUUGAGAACUUAUACAACAAGAACAAAAAGAAAAAGGAAAAACCAGAACUAACUCAUGAAAGCCUGUCCUGCUCAGAGAAACUGAGCUUAAAUACUAAUAAGUCCAUGGCGAGAGCAUUCCGAUGGUGGGGAACCAAGGUGGCAUCCUAUCCCAAGACAGUGAUUGGGAUUUCAAUAAUUAUAGUAGCUAUUCUUUCAGUUGGUAUGGUUUUUAUCAAGUUAACUACAGACCCGGUGGAACUGUGGUCUGCUCCCAAAAGCCGUGCCAGACAGGAGAAGGACUUUCAUGAUUCCAACUUUGGACCAUUUUUCCGUACAAAUCAGCUCAUCAUUACUGUAAAGAACCGUUCUGCAUACAGCUAUGACUCUCUCUUCUUUGGAAAGUUGAAUUUCAGUGGGAUCCUCUCAGAUGAUAUCCUUUUAGAAUUAUUGGAGCUGCAAACCAAGCUGCAGAACAUUAACGUAUGGUCAGAGAAACACCAGAGAAAUAUAAGCCUGAGUGAUGUCUGCUAUGCACCCCUUAACCCCUCAAACCCUUCUCUCAAAGAUUGUUGCGUUAACAGCUUGAUGCAGUAUUUUCAGAACGACUAUGCGCAUUUCACCCUGGAAAAGAAUCAGACAGUUUCAGGGCAACGUGGGGUUGUUGGAUGGAGGGAUCACUUCCUGUACUGUGUCAAUUCUCCACUGUCGUUUAAGGACAUUACAGACUUGGAGUUAAGCUGCAUGGCAGACUAUGGAGCGCCAGUCUUCCCCUUCCUUGCUGUGGGAGGUUAUGACAACAACCAAUAUUCUGAAUCUGAGGCUUUGAUUCUUACAUUGUCAUUGAAUAAUUUUGCCCGUUCCGACCCUCGAUUUGACUAUGUGUUGCUUUGGGAGAAAGAAUAUCUGGAGAUUUUGAAGGAAUAUAAGACAAACCCUAAGAGUAAUCUGUCUUUUGAAUACAUGGCUGAGCGAUCCCUGGAGGAUGAGAUCAGCAGGACCACUACAGAAGACAUCCCAAUUUUCACAAUUAGUUAUUUGGUGAUCUUUGUGUACAUUGCAUUGGCCCUUGGAGAGUACAGCAGCUGUUCGAGAGUGCUGGUGGACUCAAAGGUGACUCUCGGUCUGGGAGGUAUACUGGUCGUUCUGGGGUCUGUUCUGUCAUCCAUGGGGUUCUACUCAUAUCUGGGGGUCUCAUCAUCACUCAUAAUUGUGGAGGUGGUCCCGUUUCUUGUAUUGGCUGUAGGAGCAGAUAACAUUUUCAUCUUCGUUCUGGAACUGCAGAGAGAUGAACGGAAGGAAGGUGAAAGGAGAGAGGAACAGAUCGGGAGAGUCUUGGGCAAUGUGGCACCCAGCAUGUUACUCUGCAGCAUUUCUGAGUCCCUCUGCUUCUUCCUGGGUGCCCUCACACAGAUGCCAGCUGUUCGUACCUUUGCCCUAAAUGCUGCCCUGGCCAUUUUGUUGGAUUUCCUCUUGCAGAUCUCCAUGUUUGUGGCUCUUGUAUCUCUGGAUAGUAAAAGACAGGAGGCCUCACGAUUUGAUAUUUGCUGUUGCAUCAAAGCGAAGAGGGAAAAGCCUAAAAAGAAAUCAAAAGGGCUGCUGAUUCCCUUUAUGAAAAAGGUGUAUUGCCCAAUUUUACUGAAUCCAGUCAGCAGGAUCUUGGUGAUGAUUAUUUUCAUAUUCCUCUUCUGCGCUGGGUUAUUUUUUAUGAUGCAUUGUCGUGUGGGUCUAAAUCAGGAGCUUUCUGUACCACAGGACUCUUAUGUCCUGCAGUAUUUACAUCAUCUGAAUGAUUAUUUUGAGGUUGGAGUGCCCACUUACUUUGUCACCACAUCCGGGUACAAUUUCUCUAGUCAAGAGGGGAUUAAUGGUAUCUGCUCCAGUGCGGGGUGCGAUGGCAACUCUAUGACCCAGAAGAUACAGUAUGCAACUCAGUAUCCAAACCGUUCUUACUUAGCAAUCCCAGCUUCGUCGUGGGUGGAUGAUUUUAUUGAUUGGCUGAAUCCUUCCUCUGACUGUUGCCGGCUAUAUUUAAAUGGAACGUUCUGUUCUUCUACAAACCCAUCCCUUACUUGUCUGAGAAAGUGCCUCAAGAAUCCAGGUGGGCCACUAAGACCAACAUUAGAGGAGUACGACCAAUAUCUACCCAUAUUUCUAGGGGAUUAUCCAAAUCUAAAAUGUCCUAAAGGGGGCCUGGGAGCUUAUGAUAAUGCUGUGAGACUCAAUGACCAAGGAGUGGUUACAGCCUCCCGAUUCAUGGCGUAUCACACUCCUUUAAAGAACUCUCAGGAAUACACAGCUGCCCUGAGAUACGCAAGAGAACUUGCUGCCAACAUCACUGAGACACUAAGAGAAGUGCCGGGUACAGACCCUGAAUUCACUGUAUUUCCAUACACGAUCACAUAUGUGUUUUAUGAGCAAUACCUGACUAUUGUAAAUGAAGGAUUGUUCACAAUAGCAGUCUGCCUUGUUCCCACUUUCGUUGUGUGCUGUAUCUUGCUGGGUAUGGAUCUGCGUUCUGGCCUCAUUAACCUAAUCACCAUCCUUAUGAUUAUAGUGGAUACAGUUGGUGUCAUGACCUUGUGGGGCAUCGAUUACAAUGCAGUCUCUCUCAUUAACCUGGUGACGGCUAUUGGAAUAUCCGUAGAAUUUGUCUCUCACCUUACGCGCUCCUUUGCCAUCAGCUGCAAAUCCACCAAAGUGAAAAGAGCCAAAGAAGCUACAAUCUAUAUGGGAAGCGCGGUGUUUGCUGGAGUAGCUAUGACCAACCUUCCAGGGAUCAUCGUCCUGGCCUUUGCUAAAGCUCAGCUUAUACAGAUCUUUUUCUUCCGUCUCAAUCUUACCAUCACUCUAUUGGGAUUAGCACAUGGGCUCAUCUUUUUGCCAGUGGCACUCAGUUACUUUGGCCCUCAGACUAACCGAGCCAUUUUAUUGGAGCGUCAAGAGGAGGAAUAUAAAGAGAAGCAAAUGAAAGAAAAUAAAGUAACAAAUAUAUACAGCAACACCGUUUUUAAAGGAGAUGAAUAAAAACUUACUACCUAGCGCACAUUAGGUGAAUGCAAGAUUUCAACAGCAUUGAUAAUCUCACAGCUGCAAAGUGAAGAGGACUUCCUGAUUAUUUUGUGAACAUUUUAACGAUGGCUUCUUACACAGAUACCUCUGUAAUCUCUGCCAAAAACCGCUUCUAUUAGUGAUGUCACUAUACAUUACUAAACAAAUGUUAGUUACAGAUGCACUAACCAAUAUUUUUCUAGGUGUUAAAUCAUAAUUGUGUGUUAACAGCUAGUUGGUUUUUAUGUGUACAAAUUUAACUGAAAUUUAUAUCUUAAUGCAAAUUGUGAUAUUGUAUCAUCCUUUGAAUAGUUGUGCAUUAAGAAGUGCUUAAAGGGAUACUGAACCA